AUGCAGGGGCCAUCCCGGCCGAACCCCGAGCCGGCGGCGAACCGCUGGGACCCCGACGACGUGAGCGGAAGCGACACGGAGGACGACACUGAGAACGGGUCGGACGGCGGCGACGAGGAGGAGGAGGGCCUGUCGUGGAUCCAGUGGUUCUGUGGCCUGCGCGGCAACGAGCUGUUCUGCGAGGUCGACGAGGACUACGUGCAGGACGACUUCAACCUCUCGGGGCUGUCCGGCCUCGUCCCGUACUACGAGCUCGCCCUCGACCUCAUCCUCGACCUCGAGAGCCCGCACGCCGAGCAGCUCACCAACGACCAGCACGAGGUCGUGGAGUCCGCGGCGGAGAUGCUGUACGGCCUCAUCCACGCGCGCUUCAUCAUCACGACGCGCGGCCUCGCGGCGAUGCUGGAGAAGUACAAGGCCGUCGAGUUCGGGCGGUGCCCGCGCGUGAUGUGCCAGGGGCAGGGCUGCCUGCCCGUCGGGCAGUCGGACAUCCCGCGCACGUCGACGGUGAAGCUCUACUGCCCGCGCUGCGAGGACAUUUACUACCCGCGGUCCAAGUACCAGGGCAACGUCGACGGCGCGUACUUCGGCACGACGUUCCCGCACUUGUUUUUGAUGACCUACCCGCUGCUGUACCCGCCACCGCCCGUGGACGCGUACGUCCCGCGGGUGUUUGGGUUCCGCAUCCACGCCACGUCCAAGGCGGCGUUGCUGGGCGACAAGGCGCCGGAGCGGAUAGGGGACGGGGCGGGGGCCGCGCGCGGGGGCGGGGGCGCGCGGGCGGCGGGCGCGGCGGGGACGUCGGCGGGCGGCGCGGGGCCGCAGGGGGGGAGUCGGGGGCGGCGGCGACGCCGACGGGGUCGCGGAGCAGCAGAUGAAGGACGGCGCGAGCUGACGCAGCCGCGUGUGACGCACCGGCCGCCGAUCAACGCACUGGCUGGGGCAGGGGGAAUUGUGUGUUGGUCGGGUGCGGGCCGCGCCGAGCACAGCGCGUCGUCGCUCGGUGCGGCGGCGGGCGCCGCGGUGGUGCGCGCGGGGGUGCGGCGGCCUCUGCCCGGGUCGGCAGCGCGUUGCGCGGAGCAGCGGUUGGCCGGACGCGCCGUGCGGGCGGUUCGCGCGGCGGGUCCGGCGCUCGAAGCUGCCGUAGGGUCGCUUGUGGCAUGUCUGACAGCAGGGGCGGGUCGAUACGAGGCAAGACUCGCUGUGUGA
Molecule: messenger RNA, 1209 nt
Organism: Pedinophyceae sp. YPF-701
Lineage: Eukaryota; Viridiplantae; Chlorophyta; Pedinophyceae
Source: the annotation of a GenBank genome assembly